CUUCACGUGACUCGGACCUCGCUUCUUUCGGGGGUUCACCAGUGUCGGCCGUGGUGGAGUGAGACCGCCGGCGAUGCCACCCAGCAAGUGGGACGAGGUCCCGCCGGAACACCGAAGUAUGGAACUGGAGCCACAGCCCCCAAGGGAGACGAUGUCGGCGAAUCCAGGGAUGCUUUUGAAAGCAGGAAGCAGUGACCAUGCCGGCGCCUCGCCCUCGCUGGAAGAGAUGCUGAACCGGCUCCACCGGGACAUCAUGCAGCGCUUCGAUCAGCAGGCUGUGGGUUUGGAAGGUCGUGUCCCCAGUUUUGGACCCAUGUCAAGACAUGAGGACAGCAUGCUGCACCAAGUCUCCAGCCGUGUCUCGACUCCCGCAGUGCGAAAGGCAGCUAUGCCGGUGAUCCAGAUGGCCAGCAACAGCGAGGCAAGCGGCACGAGCUCAGUGGGGAAAAGCCCUGGCUCGGGCUCCAACUCGUUGUCCUCCUGGGCAGCGGAGGACAACCCGCGGAAGAGCACCAGCAAGAGGAGCAACCGGAGUGGCAAGAAGAAACCGACGCUCUUCAGCACCUUCACCCAGUUCGACCUUGGGAAGAAGGCGACGGCCAUGAAUGCCGAAGAGACUUAUGCCUCCGAAGACCCGGCAUCGAUGGAGUUCAAGGAGCCUUGGGCGAAGAGGUUCGUGGGCAAUCCCAGAUUUGAUGCUUUCUUUGCACUGGUGGUGAUCACCAACUCCAUAUUCAUCGGCGUGGACGUGCAGAUCAACCCCUCUGCGUAUGGGCUCAGGCAAACGCCCAUCAUGAUUUUUCAGGGCAUUUAUACAUUCCUUUUCACCUUAGAGUUGAUCUUCCGCUUUGCGGCCUAUGGGAAGCAGCUCUUUUGUGGAUCUGAGUGGGCGUGGGGUGCCUUGGAUGUCUUCAUCGUCUUUAGCUCUUGGUGGGAGGUCUUUGUGGACGUUUGGUAUAUGCUCAGCCCGGACGAAAGUCAAUUCGAUUCCUUUGGAGGCUUAACGGGCUUGAAGGCCUUCCGCAUCGUCCGCCUGACGCGGAUCGUGAAGACGGUGCGCCUCAUGCGGAUCUUCCGCUUCGUCUUGGCCUUAAGGACCUUGAUCCAUUCGAUCCUGCACACCCUGAAAUCGCUCUUUUGGGCGCUGGUGCUGCUGGUCCUCAUCGUCUACGUCUUUGCGUUAAUUUUUACCCAAUCCGUGGCCGAUCACCGCAUGGAGUACGAGUUGCCUCCAGCUCAUGACGAGGCCAGCCUGGUCUACUUUGGCAGUUUGCUCACCACGAUGCUCAGCCUGUUCAUGACCGUGACGGACGGCGUGAGUUGGGAGAAGGUCAUUGCACCGCUGGAGGCCAUCUCCCCGGUGUGGGCCUUCUUCUUCCUCUUCUACGUAGCCUUUACCUACUUCGCGGUAUUAAAUGUCUUGACCGGCGUCUUCUGUCAAAGUGCCAUUGAAAGCGCGCAGAACGAUCACGCCACAGCGGUGCAGUCGAUGAUUGCCAAUAAAGAGGCACAUCUGACGAAGGUCCGGCUGCUCUUCAACCAGCUGGGCAGCGACGAGAACUCGGUGAUCACCUUCCGGCAGUUCGAAGAGAAGAUCAAUAGCGACGAAGUGCGAGAGUACUUCGAGACAUUGGGCCUUGACGUUUGGGACGCCUGGAGCUUCUUCAAGCUUUUGGAUCGAGACGGUGGCGGCUCAGUCGAGAUCGAAGAAUUCUUGAAAGGAUGCCUCCGCUUCCGGGGUCAAGCGCGUGCCAUUGACAUUGGUCAGCUGAUCCAUGAUCAGGAGUGGCUGAUCAAGAAUCAAGGACGCUUCCAGACGUAUAUGGAGUUGGAGCUGGGAAAGCUGAAGAAGCAGCUCACUGCACUGACGGCCGUCUUAGCCAACGUCCCGGUGGCCUUCCCUGAGUCGCCCAACCUCCGCGACUCCCCCGGCGUGGGAGCAGCGCGCGGAGCACCGCCGGGGGGUCUGCGCAAGGCCUUGGAGGAGGCGGUGGCGAACAAAUCACCCCCGCUGCUACCUGACGCGCCCGUGAAGGAGCCAUCUCGAGUCAGCUUGGAAUAGUGGAUAACCACAACGAAGUCGUGUGUGUGGGUGAACAAAGGCACUGGCUCCGGAAGACAGGGACAACAAAAACAGC
Messenger RNA from Durusdinium trenchii, 2138 nucleotides. The record is from the annotation of a GenBank genome assembly. NCBI's taxonomy places the organism in Eukaryota, Dinophyceae, Suessiales, Symbiodiniaceae.